AUUCAAUACUAUUGAGAGUGUACAAGCAGAGAUAAUGAGUCAAAGCACUGAAGCUCGGAUAGGUAAUGGCAAAACUGACUAUGCUUCAAAAGAUAUUUGGAAAAAAAAUCAUAAGAAAGCGGAUGUAAAAUACUGGCCUCUCAUCAUACAUAGAACAAGGCGAGAAAAGACACCUUUGGUUUUCCACGAACCCUAUGUUACAAACGGAUACAGACCAAUUAAUUUUCCAUUGAAAAAUUACUUUUUAAGUAUUUUUCAAUUACAUAACGAAUCCUUUAAUGUUUGGACUCAUCUUGCUGCAUUUUUUGCUGUUAUUUACAAAGCAUAUGACUUAUCUAAGGACAUUGACAUGGUCAACGAUCCCCAUGCCUGGCCUAUAGUUACCGGCCUUUUUUGUGCUGGUUUUCUAUAUUUGAGUAGCACUGGAGCUCAUCUACUCCAUUCUAUGUCAGAACUUAUGCACUACACCGCAUUUAUGGUAGAUUACGCAGAUGGCACCACUGGUACCCAUUAUUUGGAAUAG
Messenger RNA from Dimorphilus gyrociliatus, 523 nucleotides. NCBI's taxonomy places the organism in Eukaryota, Metazoa, Annelida, Polychaeta, Dinophilidae. The record is from the annotation of a GenBank genome assembly.